UGUGUCUAUUCAGGAUUGCAUGUAUACGUCAUCCCAAUGUCUUUUGUUUGAUUAAAGCAGUGUGACUACAACUACCGUGUGUAUCACUCGUAUUCCCCGAUGCAACAGUGGCGACGAGCGCGCAUCUAAUAAUUACCCACGUGCCGGGGAAAUAAAAAAUGUCGGUCGAUCGGGUGUCGUUGUCGGUCGGGAUUUUAUCGACUUUUGACCACGGUCGUGGUGACUCUUGGAAGUCAUAUAAAGGUCGACUGCUACAGUGGUAUAUCGCGAACGAUAUAAACGCGACAACAGAUGCAACGGGGAUCAGACGACGGGCUAUUUUACUUAGUGCACUCGCGGAAGGAUCAUACCAACUUGCGGUGGAUUUGGCCUUGCCGAAAACGCUAGAAGACGUUCCAUUCGAGGACAUACUAGCUAUCUUGGACGCACACUUCACACCGAAGAGGUUGGGCAUCGGUGAGAGGCAUAAAUUUUAUGCAGCAACACAGCAACCGUCAGAGUCGCAUACAGAAUGGGCGGCUAGACUGCGGGGGCUGACGGCUCAUUGUAAUUUUAGCAACGUGGAAGAAGCACUGCGGGAUCGCUUUGUAAUAGGCAUGCGGCCGGGGCUCGAGAAGGAGAAGCUGUAUGCUAAGGAUCUCACAGAGCUCACUCUCACGAAGGCGGUGGAGCUGGCGGAGAGUAUCCGGUGCGCGCACGCUGGAGCUGCUAGCAGUUCCAAUGCAGGUGUCAUUGCGAGCGCGGUUGAGGUGGAGCGCGGCGCCAUGUUCAAGAUGGAAGGAACAAAAAGUGAUAGCAAAAAUAGUGCAAGUGCUGGUGUGAGUGCGACAAAAUCUAAAUGCCAUGUCUGUGGAUUUUUCCAUAAAUCAAAAAUAUGUAAAUAUAGGAAUCAUGUGUGUAACCGGUGUCAUGUCACGGGGCAUCUUCGAAGGGCAUGCCCCCAGAUAGGGUACGUAGCCACAGGCGGAGCCGCCGAGGACGACGAUGAUGACGGUAAGUUGUAUAAUAUACGUUCGGUGAAGGGCGAACCCAUGGUGGAAUCAGUGGAUAUCCGCGGAAUAAAAAUAAAAUUUGAAAUCGAUAGUGGUUCAUCAGUUACUGUAAUAUCCGAGAAUACCUACACAAAACAUUUCAACGACAUACCGUUGACAAAAAGUAAUAAGAGACUCGUGAGUUAUACGGGAGACAGCAUUUUAUGUUUAGGUAUGAUUCGCGUACCGGUGUCAUUCGAUGGACGAUCGCAUACUCUCGACAUUUUUGUCGUACGCGGCGGCGGCCCGCCGUUACUAGGUAGGGACUUUAUUUCUCUUUUUAAAUUGGAGCUAACUUCGGUUAAUUAUUGUAAACAAACCGAAAAUCAAGUCAAAAGGCUUCAAACACAAUAUCCUCACAUAUUUUCAGGCAAAUUAGGAUGUUUUAAAAAAUAUAAAGUGUCAUUGACUUUAAAAGACAAUUCGAAACCAGUUUUUUUUAAAGCUAGGCCGCUCGCGUUCGCCUUACGAGAUAAAGUUAAUAAGGAAAUUGAUAGAUUACUCGAGUUAGGCGUACUGAAACCCGUGGAGCAUUCUGAAUAUGCGUCGCCGAUCGUACCCGUGCUCAAGCGAAAUGGCUCAGUAAGAUUAUGUGCUGAUUAUUCGGUCAGUAUAAAUAAACAAUUAGUUAUUGAAAAAUAUCCCUUGCCUACAGUGAGUGAGCUAUUUUCAAAGCUUCACGGGGGCCAAAAGUUUACAAAGUUGGAUCUCUCUAUGGCUUAUAACCAAUUUGUAUUACAUGAGGAAUCACAGAAAAUUACCUGUAUCAACACUCAUCGUGGAUUGUAUAAGUACACCAGGUUAGUGUUUGGGUUGGCGUCUGCGCCGGCUAUUUUUCAGCGCGCAAUGGAGAAUGUGUUGUCAGGCAUGAAUGGUGUUCUUUGUUUAUUAGAUGAUGUUUUAAUAACCGGGGCCAACGACGGUGAGCAUAUGGAUCGGUUGCAUGCGGUACUGCAAAGACUACAAGGGGCAGGGUUAACGUUACAAAAGGAAAAGUGUGAAUUUUUUAAGGAUGAAGUAAGUUAUUUAGGGUAUGUUAUAAACAAAGACGGGUUAAAGAAAUCAUCCUCAAAGGUCAAAGCUAUUUUAGAGGCAUCGGUUCCCGCUAAUGUUAGUCAGUUACAGUCAUUUUUAGGCCUAGUUAACUACUAUCGCAGUUUCGUGCCCAGCGCAUCAACUAUCUUAAGCCCUUUAUAUGAGUUGUUAAAAAAGGGGGCUAAAUGGAAUUGGGAUCAAUAUCAUAGUAAGGCAUUUAAUACAAUUAAAAGGCUGUUAGCGUCAGAUCAAGUGCUUACUCAUUUCAAUCCUAACGCAAAGUUAAUUUUAACGGUCGAUGCAUCCCCGAGCGGGUUAGGUGCAAUUUUGUCCCAAAUCGAAAGCGACGGAACCGAGAAACCGAUAGCCUUCGCUUCGCGGACGCUUAGUGCUGCGGAGAAACAUUACUCGCAGAUUCAGAAAGAAGCCACGGCUAUAAUAUUCGGAGUCCGACGCUUCCAUCAAUAUUUGUAUGGUAGGGCCGAUCCCUUCGUACUUCGCACUGAUCAUAAGCCUCUCAUAUCAAUAUUCGGGCCGCACAAAGGUAUUCCGGAAGUAUCGGCAAACCGUUUACAGCGAUAUGCUAUGUUUUUAAGCGGCUAUAACUAUACGAUAGAAUACGUACGAAGUAUAGAUAAUAGCGCGGAUUACUUGUCUCGCGCGAGCCUCCCUGCCCCCGCGUCCGGGGGAAGCGGGCCGGGUGCGGCGGAGGGGAGCGCGGGGCGUUGCGCAGACGCAGCCGCGGCAUUGUAUGAUCGCGCGGCCUAUGUGUGCUUCGUAAUCGACGGGUCGCUCCCGGUAUCGCUGGAUGAGUUACGUAAGGAAACGGAGAAAGAUGUAAUACUGUCGCGAGUUGCGAGAUAUGUUUUACGAGGCUGGCCGCCCAAAGUGAAUGAUAUCGAGAUUAAGCCAUAUUAUUUUUGUAGGAUGCAACUCUCCUUGGAAAACGGUUGCCUCAUGAGGGGUCAUAAGGUCGUAAUUCCAGGGGCGUUGAGAGCGAAGGUACUUUCGGAACUACAUUCUUCACACUUAGGCAUGGUAAAAACUAAAGCAGAAUGUAGGUCACGGUUCUGGUUCCCUGGAAUUGAUGCCGCUGUAGAAGAUAUAAUAGGUACUUGUAACAUCUGCCAACAGCUACGACCUGCAGCACCCCGUGUACCAAUUUCGCCUUGGGAGUUUCCAUCGCGUCCUUUCCAACGCGUCCACAUGGAUUUCCUCGGUCCGAUUAACGGUCGUACCUAUUUAGUUAUAGUAGACGCGUAUACCAAAUGGGUGGAAGUAUACGAUAUGGUCACCACUACUACAUCGGCCGCGGUCAUCGAAAAGUUGUAUGAGUUCAUGUCACGGUUCGGGUUAAUGGAAUUUCUUAUAACAGACAAUUUCGCCUCCUUUUGUUCGCAGGAAUUUAUUAAAUUUUGCGAUGUGAACGGAAUCACGCACUUGACAUCGCCGGCGUAUCACCCGGCUAGUAACGGCCAGGCAGAAAGCUAUGUCAAAAUAAUAAAAAAGGGCAUCAAAUCGAGUCUAAUGUCUAGUCGCAAUAUAAAAGAAUGCAAGGUUAAAAUGUUAAAAUAUCUAUUCGACUAUCGAAAUUCGCUACAUUCCACCACGGGGUCGUCGCCGGCGCAGUUAGUUUAUGGUCGAAAAUUAAGAACGCGAUUAGAUUUGAUAAAUCCGAUAUCAUCGCCGCCCUCGUCUGCCGCCUUGGCUAAUUUUGUUAAAAAUCGACAGUGUACACAAGUUAGAGGUCGUGGAGGAAAAUUUCAAAAAACGUUUUCGUUAGGUGAUAAUGUGUUAUACAAAAAAUAUAGUAACAAUAAUAAGUACAGUUGGUGUAAGGGACUAAUUGUUAAGAAGCUCGGCAGAGUAAUUUAUUUAGUCAAGGAUUGUGAAACGUUGUUAGUUGUUAAGAAACAUAAAAAUCAAAUUGUUUUAAAUAAAGAGACAAGUAACAACCUCGACUUCUGGGACGAUGAUAAUAUAGGACAGCAGUCAUCAUCAUCACCGACACAACCUGAGGGUGGGAGGAAUGAGGAACCGGUAUCAGCACCCGUGUCGGCCGGCACGUCCGGCUCGUCUGUCGCGAGCGCUGCUGCCGAGACAAACGAGGAUCCGCCCUUAGCACCCGUGUCGCCCGGCACGUCUGGCUCGGCUGUCACGAGCACCGCGGCCGAGACGCCCGCUACACCCGAAGCACCCGCCGCCGUGCCGUCACCUCCAGCGGACGACUCGCCUGACAGAGUGACAAGAACCCGAGGAGUACGGCGACCGCAGACAUCCGAUGAUGAGUUCUUCGAGUGUAUAGAGAGUGAUAUUCGGAGGCCCUCUGCUCGAACUCGAAGGAGGUUGUUACGUCAACGUCUCGAUAACUAGAUUAAUAUAGCUAUUUUACGAGAUUGUCAAUCUAGGGGAAGGAGUGUUGUAUAUGUGUCUAUUCAGGAUUGCAUGUAUACGUCAUCCCAAUGUCUUUUGUUUGAUUAAAGCAGUGUGACUACAACUACCGUGUGUAUCACUCGUAUUCCCCGAU
Molecule: messenger RNA, 4593 nt
Organism: Maniola jurtina (meadow brown)
Lineage: Eukaryota; Metazoa; Arthropoda; Insecta; Lepidoptera; Nymphalidae
Exons: 1
Coding region: 159-4439 (1426 amino acids)
Biological process (GO): proteolysis; DNA integration
Molecular function (GO): aspartic-type endopeptidase activity; nucleic acid binding
Source: RefSeq, a predicted model, not a curated record